Chinchilla lanigera (long-tailed chinchilla) is the source of this 2175-nucleotide messenger RNA. It is a transcript of the gene Tlcd1, whose product is annotated as TLC domain containing 1. NCBI's taxonomy places the organism in Eukaryota, Metazoa, Chordata, Mammalia, Rodentia, Chinchillidae. The record is from RefSeq and is a predicted model, not a curated record. Gene Ontology annotation, cellular component: plasma membrane. Gene Ontology annotation, biological process: membrane assembly; phospholipid homeostasis; plasma membrane organization.
UUUGGCGUGCUUUUGCACAAUUAAUGUGAUUUUUGCUGUUGUAUAUGCAUGUUGAUAAUUUGUCAAACCGUGGCUGGGACGACUUGGUGGAGUACCGACAGACAGGGUUCUGUGUGCCUGCUGCGGUACUGGCCUACGGUUUCCCUGAUUUUCUUUCUCCAAAACCUGCUUCGGUCCAUUGGAGGGUUGAGACCCCGCGCCACAAUGAGGACAGGCUGACACCUAGUGGACAGGGUCCGCAACUCCUCCAGGCCAGGGCCCUGGAGAAGAAAGUCACCCCAGCUGUCUGGGCAAAUCCGCAGUCUUCCCCGCCCCAGCCUCCAGGGAGCCAGGCGUCUAGGGCUGGGACUGUCUAAAGGAGGACUGUGACAGCCGCUUGGCCUCCGGAGCCCAGGAGCGAGCGGGGAGCGGUGAUGAUGGGUGACUCAACAGCUCCUGAGCACCACUCGGGCGGGGAGAAGCUUGUAAACACUCGGUGUGGGCCCAGCGGGCCUGGGCGGAGCCAUUGUCCGAGGCGGGGCUUCCGAUCCCUUCCCAGGACCAGGGUUUGUAGGGGACGCGGAGUGAUGGGUCCCGCCCAGAUCCGCCCAGAAAGGAGUUGAGGGCGGAGAGAGGGUUCUCGCGAGCCCGCCCAGGGCGGGCGAGCGGGCGACACCGGGAAAGUUGGGACGCGAGUUAAGGGGCCGUGGGAGCGCUGGCGGCUGGGGACUCUUCUGGCCGUCGGGAGGCGCCAGCGAGGGAUGCCUCUGCCGCGGCGCCCCCGGACAGCCCCUUCCCGCCUGAAGUUGGCGGGAUCCGGGCGGGGCUGGAGAGGCCCCGGGGAAAUGGGGCUCGCGCCCUCCGCGCGCAGAGGCGCCCAAGGGGCGGGGGCACGGCCGGCUGGCAGGCCAGGGAGGAGCGAAGGGGCCUAGAGGGCUCCGCGAGAACUGAGUGGGGCUGGCGGCCGGCGGGCGCGGGAGCCCGGUUCGCAGAACACCCCGAGGAGGCGGCCUAGAGGGCGGACAGACGGUCAGCAGGGAGGGCCGGCAUGCUGCCCCUGCUGCACCCCGCCUGGCCGCUGCUCCUGGGCGCCACGCUGACCUUCCGGGCGCUCAGGCGCGGGCUCUGCCGCCUGCCCCUGCCCGCGCACGUGCGCACCGACCCCCUGCGUACCUGGCGCUGGCACAACCUGCUGGUCUCCUUCACCCACUCCAUCGUGUCGGGGAUAUGGGCGCUGCUGUGUUUAUGGCAGACGCCUGAGAUGCUGGUGGAGAUUGAGACAGCGUGGUCGCUCUCCGGCUAUUUGCUCGUUUGCUUCUCUGCAGGGUAUUUCAUCCACGACACGGUGGACAUUGUGAUUAGUCGUCAGGCCAGAGCUUCUUGGGAAUACCUGGUUCACCAUGUCAUGGCCAUGGGCGCCUUCUUCUCGGGCAUCUUUUGGAAGAGCUUUGUUGGCGGAGGUGUCCUAACACUGCUGGUGGAAGUCAGCAACAUCUUCCUCACCAUGCGCAUGAUGAUGAAGAUCAACAAUGCCCAGGAUCUCCUCCUCUACCGGGUUAACAAGUAUGUCAACCUGGUCAUGUACUUCCUCUUCCGCCUGGCCCCUCAGGCCUACCUCACCAACUUCUUCCUGCAGUAUGCAGGCCAGAGGACCCUGGGCUCCUUUCUGCUGGCCAUCCUGCUCAUGCUGGAUGUGAUGAUCCUCAUCUACUUUUCCCGCCUUCUGCGCUCUGACUUCUGCCCUGAACGUGUCCCCAGCCAGCAACACAAAGACAAGUUCUUGACUGAAUGAGAGAACAGAGCCUGGGACAUGUGGCAAGGACAGCAAACACAGCCAGAAGAGAAGCAGCCUCACUUACAAGCUGGGUCUCUACCCCAUGCCUGAACACCCACACUAUUGAAAACACUAAUGAAAGCACUCCUCUGAAGCCUUAAAAUCUUUUCUUGGGAAAUGGCUGAGGGAAGCAGACAAACCGGUUGGACGUGGUAUGUGGGUGUGAGGACAAGGAUCCAACCCACACUGACCUGAAAUGGAUGCUAACGACAAUUCUAAACUUCCAGGGAUAAAGGAAGCGGGGAUCCUGUAAAGCUUGUUCCCUUGUCCCUAUGAGUUGUCCUAGGACAAAUAACCUUCAUCUGAGUAAUAAAUAGCUCUGGUGGUACCUACGCUCUCACUGCCAGGGUUAUUAAUGAGCA